Solenopsis invicta (red fire ant) is the source of this 17748-nucleotide messenger RNA. RefSeq names its product titin homolog. Gene Ontology annotation, molecular function: DNA binding. The record is from RefSeq and is a predicted model, not a curated record. The coding region runs from base 258 to 16649 and encodes 5463 amino acids. The transcript is spliced from 9 exons. NCBI's taxonomy places the organism in Eukaryota, Metazoa, Arthropoda, Insecta, Hymenoptera, Formicidae.
UGACAUGUGCGUUGCUCCAGUGCUGUGCCCUGCCGUUGCCGUCGUCGCCGUUGUGGCUAUACGCCGGAGCAGCCUGCCGCGUGCCCGCUGUGCUGACUGCUGCUGCUGUUGCCGCUGCUGUGCCACCGUCGCCGCCGCUGUUACCGCCGUGCUGCCUCGCCGGAGCCGCUGUCGCCGUCGCGAUGCGCCUCGCCGACGAUGCCACCGCCUGCGAGAUGCUAACUAAAUGAUGAUGUUAAGGGAUUCAACGGGUAAGCAUGAGGGAAAGAACACCCUCUGCCGACGACACCCCGAAAAGGGCUCCACCGGCACCCAGCAGAGAGGCAGCUUCGGCGGACGUAGCUGGUAGCGAGACACCGAGCGACGAAACGGUCGAGGGUUGUCACACGGCGAAGUUGUCCGGCAUCCCUUCGGUAUCCGGCUCGACGCCGACGUCGUCGUCGUCCGAUAGGAUGGUAGCGUCGACGCAGAGCUUGGAGGAUCUGGGCGUUAACCAUCCCACCAACGCGGCAGGGAGUAACGCCGAACGUCAGCAGCAACAACAGCAGUUGCAGGAACGCUACGGUCACACCUACAGAUCAUCGGCGCAGACCGCGCAGGACAAGCGAUCGCGGCUGAGUAACGUGAUCAACAAUCUGCGUAAGAAGGUGCCGGAUGGAGCUGCUGGCGAAAACUCGGACUCGCCGAGGAAACAAGAGGACGAUCGGAAUAGCGUCGAGAGAAACCUGGAGACUCUGGAGAAGUACGUGAUGACGGUGCUGAACGGUGUGAUCAAGGACAACGAGGAGGAGGAGGAGGAGGAGGAGGAGGACAAGAACGCAGAGAAGACGAAGGAGCUGGAAAGGCAAGAUGCCGACGAGGAGGAGGAAGAAGAGGGAGAGGAAGAUCCAACGGGCACGGCAGACAAAUCUGAGCCUUCGAGCGAGGGUGAUAUCGAAGCAGCUGUUGUGCCGCGUUUAGAGGAUUCCUCGACUGUCGAAAAUGCCGAAGACAUCGAAUCCUCGGAGACUACAGACUGCUUGAAUAGAAAGGGUACGACGGAAGAGAGUCAGGAUUCAGAGAUCAGAAUUAGUCAAGAUACGAAGGAACCUCCCUCGAGAAUGGAGGAAGAACGUCUGGAUAUUGAGGAGAGGGAAUCAUCCGAAGAAGAUCGAAUCGUUUUGAGGGAGAAGGAGAACCGGACCCUCAGCACGAUUAUAAUGGACAGAUUGAGCGAGCAUCAAGUCGAGGAGAGGGCGAAUGUCGAUGACGGCAGAGGAAAUCGAGCACGUGACGAACACGUAGUCAGCGAGGAAAAUAGCGAGGCACAAGCAAUCUGCGGUGAACUGCUGGACGAUCUGUUGAACGACAUCUAUCGUACGGUUGAGAACCAGCCAAAGCCCGAUGAGUGCGAGAAGUCAAAGCAAACCACCGACGCGACCGAAUCGAGAGUGAAGGAGACCAAAGAUUCAACUAUCAACGUUCAGGAGUUGCCCGUGACGAGCCUGCAUUGCAGUCUACCUUUGGACAAAGUCGCAUCCGUGCUUCAGAACUGUCAGACGAGCGAGUCUGUGAUCUCGCGACUCUCGUCGGGAUCGCUUUCGAAUCCUCCGCAGUCGGCGCAGAAAUCGAAAUCGUCGUCCUCCACACCGCCGGUCAGACUUCUCUGUCUCUACUGCGAUAGGAAGUUUCUGUCCAUGUCCCUGCGGCAACGACACACGGAGAGAGCGCAUCAGCUCGGCGGUGGUAGGAGAUCGGAAAGGAACCUCCGGAAACCUUCCCAGAACUGCCAAUACUGCUCCGAGAAGUGUGCCGACACCCUGGAGGCUCUGUUUCAGCACAUGAUCGGUAGCCACGGGGAUAAAUACCACGCGUGCGUCCAAUGUUCGACGAGAUAUCCCACCCGGGAAGCUCUGAUGGGACACAUAGGCGAGACGCACGGGGGUAACGCCGACAGGAUCGGCCAGGAGAAAAUCAAAGAAGGGUCGCCCACAUGUAAAGAAUUUUGUAGUCAAACUCUACGUGAAAAAGUAAAUAUGUCAUCAGUUAGAGACAGAAGAUCCGAAGAAAAGGAAUCGGAGGAUCAAGGCGACAGUCGACGAUUGGAUAGUAGCCGGACGAAACUUAUCACAGCGCGAGAGCCUAUCGAUAAUCCGGCCAGUCCUGAGUUCGACAGUUCUUUCUACGUCAAUGUGAUCGGCAACAUUCGCGAAAACCUGCUGCACCACCUAGACGGCAAGCUACAGACAGUGAGCGGCCCGUCGUCGUCGACAUGCACGCCACCGAUCGCUACCUCAAGCUCGACAACAGUGGUGUCGAUGAUGGAAUCAAAAUCGCCGCAACAACAACCGCAGCAGUCGUACUAUGAGCACAGUGUCAAUCAGAUUCAAUUUCCCAUUGAUAUCUCGCUGACCGCUGCGACGCCGGUCUACAGCAAGGAUUAUUCGGCCAGCGAGGAGUACGAGAACUCGAGCGAGUACGCCCGGAAGGCCGGCAAAACUAGCAGCGGUUCGCGACCGCGCCGGGUCUCCUUCGAGAAGUACAAUUUCCCGCGUAAGUACGACGGCAAGGAGCAGUGGACGUGCUCGAUCAAGGAUCUUAGCAAAUUCGACAUCUCCACUCAGCUGUCACUCCGAAAGAAGCAACAGCUGAUCAAGGAGCGCCUCACCACCAACAAACUGCAUCAGAUCCCAUUGCUACCCUGCGAGACCACCGAGGUAACUCUUUGCGAUCAGGAACAAAUCAAGUCUGUCAUGGAAACGGCAACGAGUAAUCAGGAUAACAUUGACGCCGGCUGCGUGGUCGAUGCGCGUGCCACGAGUCUUGAUGUCCGCUGCGAUGUUGACGAACCGCUCCUAAACGAGAUCAAGAAGGAAUCGACAAUCGAAAUCAAGAAGGAACCGACAAUCGAAUUGUCCAAGACUUCGAUGUCAUCGUCGUCGUCGUCAAAUUCAACAAUUGUCACGGAAUUUACUACCGAAUAUGCAGACUUUAUGAGACUGAAGAGGCUCGAAAAUGGCAACAACGAGUCCGCUAAUAAUCAGGAGAUUAUUUACGCCGAGCUGAGCGGCGAAUGGUCCCGAUUACGGAUCUACAUCUGCGGCGCUUGCGGUUCCAAACACGUGACGCUCAAAGAGAUGGAGGAUCACAAGGCUUCCAUGCAUCCGCGCGUCCUGUGUUCGCACUUCGAGUUGGCCGGCGAUCAGCGCGAAUACUACAAGCACCUGUAUCUGCCGGGGCGAGACGCACCCACCGACGCGGCACGCGACGCUUGCCUUUCAGAGAUGGUGUGUACCAAGUGUGCUAAAAGCUGUCCGAACGUGGGCGAAUUGCAUCGUCACAUGUUGGAGUGCGGUGGUGAUCAGGCCUGGCUGCUCGGCCUCACUGGCAGCGGCAAAAAGAAGUGCAAGUGGCGGCCGUUCGGCAGCCGCAGCCGUCGGCGGCGUCAGCGUGGCAUGAAGAGAAACAUACAGAACUCGCAGACGCAGCCGCGGGUCAUCAGCAUGGAGCGAUCCAAGGAGAAACAGGCAUCGACCGGCCCUAGAGUCCGCCCGAGCGACCGCGAGAGUAUUCAAAAAAUGCUGGCCAAUCUGCCGGCUAAACGAGCCACGAGGAAGGUUCUGCAGGACAACAUGCUACGAUCACAGAGCCGACUUCGUAAUGUGCAGACUAGAACGAGAGCUCGUAUGAUUGGUGAUAACUCGUCCCGAAUCUCACGGAACAAAGCCGCCUUGAGGAACAAAUUGCUGAAGAACGCCAAGUCGAUUCAGCGGAAUCGCUGCCGAAGCGACAACAUCGCCGCAAUAAUCGAAAGCGUCGUGAGGAAGUGUCACGAAACUGAAAAGAAAUCGGACAACAAAGGUGAUAAAAGCGCCGAAACCGAGAAGGAAGAUAAGAAGGAUGCCAAAGAGACCGAGAACGAAGGUUCGUCGAGGGCAAUCAGCAAGCCUUCGGUACAAAAUGAUAGAACUGUUCGACCGAGAGUUGUUGGACGACCUAAAUUUCUGGGCAAGAGGAGGAACGUGAAAAACCCAAACCUUCAAAGUAAAAGCGGUAACAAGCUGGUGAGAGCGAUAAACAAGUUCACGAAGUUCAAGAAUGGCGCUACAUCCGAGACGAAGGGCGAAGGCGAGGAAACAUCUUCCUCAAAGAAUACACCAAAGAACACAAAGACGACGGUGAGAGCGAUUGAUAAAGACGAUAUCAAUUCCGAUGGCAAGAAAAUAUCGACGAUUUCUGGAGUGAAGAACAAAAACAAAUCAAUACAAGGUAUACUGAAGAGAAAACGUCUCGUGGAUCCGGUAGCAUCGUUAAACGCUUCUAUCAAAGCGAAGUCGCAAUUACGAACGCAGGAUGGCAAGUUUGCUCGCAAUCCGAAUAAGAGCUUGACAGCGAAAUCGUCGGAAAUGAAAAUUGAUGACGGGAAACACAAGGCUGUCGACUCGAUUGAAAUCAAGCCUGAGCCGAAAGCGGCGCAGAAGUUGAAGAAGACUGAGGUUCAGUUACCACGAAGAGUUACCCGAUUAUCGUCAGAUAGCGAUAAAAUGCCGACUUUGGAACCAGUCGUACAGAUCGUUUCUUCUAAUGAAGAAUAUGCCGAUAAAUCAGCGAACGAUCUGCCUAUCUUAUCGCCAGUGACAUCGUCGGGAUCUCAGGAUCAAAAGGCAUCCCGAAUUUCUACCAAGGGAGUUUUGAAGGAGAAAGAAGGUAAUGCUGAUCUCGAAGUCCCUGAAAAGAACAAAAAGGAGCUCAAAUCAACGAGAGGAAGAAAGCCAAAGGAGGUAACAAAGAACACAGUGAAACGAAAGAAGAUUAAUAUAGUUGAAGAAAACAAAAUUUAUAAAAGUAAUGUAACUGUGCUAAAAGAUGAUAAAACGAAGGGUAGAAAGAAUUUAUCGGCUAUUACUAAUAGCAGCGAAAAUAAGGAAGAAACAUCAAAGAAGGAGGUAGUCGCUAAAAAAGAUUCUAAAUUAAAAAAGGAAGAAGUGAUCAAGGAAACUCGAAGUAACUCGAAAACCAGAGCAAACAAAGAUUCCGUGAAGCUAUCAGAUGUUCCGUUUGAGGUGAAGAAACUGUUGCGUCAGGCCAGAGGGUUCGGCAAGAGCUUCUUUAGUGCCAAAGAUCUCCAGAGUACGCUGGAACUCGCGUCUAAUGACUCGAAACGCAGCUUGAGGCAAUUCACGCUAAGAUCAAAAGUAUUGCAAGUGAAUGAUAAUAAGAGUGCGCGAGAACUCGAUGACGAAUUGGACGAAUCGAAAGGCAUGAAUAAGAAAGAGAAGAUUGAGGUGAUUAGAAAGUCGUCUAGGAAAAACAUUGAAAAGAAGAGUGAUGACAAGAUAGCGAAACCGAGUCUCGAGAAAGAUUCGGCUAGCAACGCGACUGCGGCGCAGAACGAAAAAAGUCAUCAGGGUAAAAGAGACAGGACAGCGAAAACGAAGGAAAUUGCGAUUGACAAUCCCGACAUGGAAAGUAAAAUUGAGACAAGACAAACGAGAGGAUCCUUGAGCGACGCCAAGAGCGAGUCUUCCUUGGAAAUUGCAAGCGAUAGCUCCCGGAAAGAAAGCAGCUUUUUGGGAAAACGUCGCAGUCGUAACUGCGAAGUGAAGGAAACCGAAAAGAAAGUUGAGGAGGUAAUCGAUAAAAUAAUAGACGGCGAGAACAAUGAAAAUUCCGAUCGAUUAGAUUUGACAGUAGUGAAUAUCAAUUUGAGCCACUUGCAGUCAGAGACGAGUAACCUCUCCAUUGACAGCGGCAAGGAAAACUCCUUGGAAACUACCGUGAACGUUCACAACAAACUGAAGGUAGGGAGACCUAAGAAAACGUGGGGCGCGCGUCGCGAAAAAUCGUCGAGAAAGAGAUCUCUGAACAACGUUAUCGGUAUCUUGACGGAGGGCAUGAAUAUUCCUGUAGAAGCGCAACAAAAUGUUCAAGUGCUUACAGUUCAGACUAGUCUGGACAAUCCGGAUAGAGUAGUGCGAAACGGAAGCGUGCAACAACCGAACGGUGGCGAGAGCAAUAUGAUCGCGGUAGAUUCGGCAUUCAGCGAGUUAUCGGUCCUCGCCAAAAGCGAAGAGGAGUCCGCGGAAAAUGAAGCCGUUACGGCAACAAGCGCGACUGAUAAAUCUCACGUGGACGAUGAAAAGAAUUCUCGUGAUGAAGCACAGAUCGAAAAUGCCUUUGUCGAUGGAAAAGUUGAGAUCUCGUCUAAAAUCACGACUGCUAAAGCAUGUUCGCCGCCCAACGAUAUCAUUCUCGAUCUGUCCAGACGGAAACCCAAGGGCAAGGGCUCUUUUUUGGAGAAAAUUGUAUCGAAAAUAGCCAAGCAGAAGGACGCUCUGCUGGAAGGUGAAGUAGGUUCUUUGCUCGACACUGCGACCGAUGAGUUGACCAGCAUUCUUGACGAAGUUGGACCCGCCUUAUCUGAUAACGUGGAAAACGUGAAUGAAACAAGUCACGAAACAAAUCACGUUUCAAAGAAUGAUGAUAAAAGUAUAACAGUUACAUCCAUUGAUAAAGAAUUACCGAUGAUUAUCGAGCCUGAAAUCCGAGAAUCAGAAAACGAUAAAACCAGUGUUGAGAGCGCAGUUUCCAAGCGUUCAACAGAUUCUUUAGAAACUUUAGAUAAUUUUCAGGAAAAUUUGGCAAUGAAGAUUGAAAUGCAAAGCAAGAAGCAAACUGAAGUAAAUGAUAUUUUAAAUGUUGAAAUAAAAAAUGACGAUAACGUGGAUAAAAAAGUGAACGAUACGAUGUGUUCUGAAGAAUUGCAUAUUGAGCCUUGCGAGGAUAAGUCGAUAAUGAAUAACGAAGAAAUUUCAAAUGAGAAUCCUGCAUCAAUCGAUGAUUCAAUUUCGUUAAUUAUGACGCAAACGGAAACUGUAGAAAAACUUGAAAAAAGAGGUAGCGUUACGAAAUCUAGGAGAAAAUCCAGGCAAAGAUCGGAGAAUAUAAGCUACUCUAGAAAAAGUAGAAAAAGAUCGUUAAAAAGCGACGCUUGUGUUGAACUAGAUGUUGCGCAAAAAGAACUCCAACAGUUGAACGAUAUCAUCGCGUUUAAGUCCAAAGAGGCUUUCACUGUUGAAAAUGAGUCCUCAAAGAAAGAUAGUGCCAUCAUAGAAACUUCAAAUACAGAUAUCGAAAUCGAAAAGUUGAAGUCCCUUCAACACAGCGAAAAUAAAAUUAUCAAGGACGAUUUGAAGCCAUCGAGUUUAGAAAAGAGCCUCACGAAAGUUAACGACGAAUCGAGUCCACAAAAAAUCACCGAUCUUCCGGAAGCGGCUUGUGAAAAUGCGAAAUUAAUAACGAUCCUUGAAAAACCUUUUGAUAAAAUAAUUGCCGAGGAAGAUGCUGUUAUUACCAAUGUUCAGUCGACAGAAUCGAUUGAGAAAACUGCCGAUUUCUCACUAUUAUCUUCACAAAAAAGCAUUGAAUGUGAAAAAUCUACAGAUAAGACUCAGAAAAAGAAUCAAAUUGAUACGAGCAAGCCUUCUAGACGAACAUCAAAGAGAAAAUUGAAACCUGUUUUACCUGUAACGCCGCCGAUAGACGCUGACAUCCUCCAAACUUCAGCAGAACCGAUGGACGAGACAGAAAAGGUACUAUCUUCACCGUCCAAAAGGAAAGAACAAUCCUCUGAAUCAACUGAUGUUCAACCGAUUGAAACUGGGACCACUAGCGAAGACUCAGACGUUCCUUUAGAAAAAUUCUUACAUUCAGUGGAAACAAUGUCUGAGGAAAAAGAGGCACAAAAUACAGACAAUACAAGUCUCGUCAAUGCGACGCCUUUAAAAACAACGAAGAAACGUGGCGCGAAGAAAAAGUCGUUGGCCGAUGAGCAUCUGGAGUUACCAGAAGACGAGCCUGUCAAAGUUGCUCCAAAACUCAAUGACGAAGCUAGCACCACGGAUUCUAACGAGCGGUUAUCCGACUGCUCGGAACACUUUAAAGUACCGGAAGUAAAGGAUUUUCAGAGCGCGAAGAAACGCAGCCCGAAAAAGAAGUCGCAGCCUGAAGACGGUCGUUGGAACGGUGGAAGUGUUCCUGAAGAUUCUCAGCUGAACGAGGAACUUGCAGAGCCCGGCGAGACAUCCAAUUGGACCGAGGAGAAAAUCGAAGAACAAGAACAAAUAGAAAAACAUGUCAUGGGAGAAGACUCUAGCACGAAGAAGCUUGAGAGAUCAAAUUCUUCAGGUUCGAUUGGGCUCACUCCAACUAAAACGCGAUUUAUGUUGAGAAAAAAGACACAGCUGUCAAGCGAGGAUCUUGCUGAUUCCAGCGUUCGAAGUCAGGAUGCCGAAAGCACGGAUGAUCUGUCCGAGAGCUCGUGUGUCAGCGAGUCCAGUUACUUCAGGAAGAAGCGAUUCGCGAAAAAGAAGAGGAAAGAGGAAACGAUAGUUGAUGAUGACGCGCAAGCUGAUACUUCUGUCGCAGAUUUAACAACUCUGAAAAGCGAUAACGCAAAAAGAAAGACGAGCAAGAUCAAGUCGUUGCUCAACGAACACCUUGAUCUUUCCGAUGCAGAUGAAAUUGACAUUCCGAUGGAUAUCCAAGCUUCAUUAGAAAAUACGGAAGUUUUGGAGAAUAUCGAGCAAGAGUUUCAACUCGCUGAAAAAUCUUUGGAUCUACCAAGUGAAGACGCAGACAAACCAACGGAUGACAUAGAGAACAAAGACUCGUGUACCACCUUAGAACAACCGGCAUCGAAUAAUCACGAGUCUGCGGAUAAUCCAGUUACUCCGAAAAAACGCGCAGCUGGUAACUUCGUAGUGGUACAUACAAAGACCGGUGAGAUCCUAAUCGUAGAAAAGAAGAAAAAGUUGACAAAAGAAGCGGCGAGAUUCUUCUGCGACGUGUGCGCUACCAGCUUCACUCGCAAGAGUUCCCUGAAGAAGCAUACGUUGUCACAGUCCCAUCUAUCGCAGUUAGCAAAAUCCUCCAAGGAUAAAAUCGAAUUUGUUAACAGCAACACAUUCGAGAAUGCUGAGGAGGAGGAUAACGAAUGGAAAAAUACUCAAGAAAAUGAUCAACGGGCAAAGAACGUUUCAGAAGACGCUCAACUUCAUGAAACCGGUCGGAAAUCUUCGGAACCGAACGAGAGCUAUGUUCCUUUCGCAACUAGCACAGAAUCCGAAAAAUCUCUGAUGGAUCUUGGCACUACAAGGCAGACACUAGAAGAUGAACUGCUGGACGAAGAGAUUUGCAAAAUCACUGAGAACAUGAGUCACGACGAGUACGUUUUGACCGAUCAUAUGACGCCAGAGGAGCUGAUUUCGGUGACGCCGAUCAAGCCUGUUCAAAACAAGCAGGAGGAUUUGGGACGAGGCAACAACAGCGACAAAAAGUCGCGGAAUAAAUCGAAGAAGAGGAACCUGGCGGAGGAACAUUUACUUUUGGACUCUCCCGAACUGGAAAAGUCUAAAAUUGAUUCGGAUGAGCUUCCAAAAUCAGCUAAUGACGUAGUGCGAAUUUCCUCGCCAUCUCGUGACUAUACUUCGACAAAAGAAAUAACGGAAACAGUAGAAAAGAUUGAAGAUGUUUCUAAAGAAAGUGUAGAUAUUGCUGAAACGAAGAAUCAGUCGGAAUUAAUUAUUAAAUCCUCGAAUGAAGAAAUAAGUUCGAAAUCUGCAUGUAACAUUGACGCACAAGCUGAACAGCAAACGGAAUCUACGAGGCCUACGAGGAGGGCGCUGAGAAAUCUCUCUAAAGUAGAUAAUGAGGAAAAAGAAGAAAUGUCAUCCGAAACUUUGACCGACACAAAUCGGUUCAGUCUAAGACCUAGAAGGCGUAAAAACAUUCAACAUUAUGAAGAAUCUGAUAUUGAAGAUAUAUAUUUUAUGGAUGCUUCCAUCGAGAUUAAUAGCGACGAGAUAGAAAAUAACCGUGACGAUCAAAAGAGACAGACUGAAGUGGAAGAAGAAACGAAUGGGAAUACAUUGCAGGAAAAAACACACGCUGACACUGAAGAUAAAAGUUUCCAGGAUAUGGAAGUCGUAAAGUCAAAGACGGAUUCGGCAAACAACGGUAAGAAAAGGAAACGCGGCAGACCGAGGCUCAAAGAUGUUUCGAAUUCGAAUGUUGCUCCAGCUCAUACAGAUCCUGAAGUCAGUGGAAGUGAUGCUGUCGCUGCGGGCGAUCUUGACGAAUCAAAACUUAAGGAUCAAAAAUUAGAUUCGUAUACCAAAGAGCGCCUUGACGAGACCGCUAAAGCGUCACAUCUCGAUACAAAUGUUCAGCCUCCCAGACGAAGUAGGGGGAGACCUAGAAAAAAUCCUAUAUUGAUUGUAAACAAUUCUUCAGUACAAGCAGAUAAUUCGAGUGCCUCCGAAUCAAUGAAAUCAAAUCACGAUGAAGUGAAAGAAAAGACAAACGCGAUUGAAUCACGUUCCAAAACGAUUAUCGAAGAACCGAUUACUCCCAUCGAUUCUUUAAUACUGAACGCAGAGUCUUCUUCUGCCGUUCAAGAUUAUACUCCGGAAUCGGGUUUAUCGGAAACAAAGGAAGAUUUAUUAAAUACACAAGACGUUCAAAGCACCGAACUGAAUGUUUUUGAAGAUCGUUCGGUGCACAGAAUUAAAUCUACAGACAUUAAGACAGACGAUACCAUACUCGCAAAAAAUUGCGAGAUUUCGCUUACCUCUAACAUUUCAUCAGAAAAAGUGGAAAUAUCGAUGUCAGAAACGAAUACAAAAUAUGUUGACGAUUCAAAAUGCGUACUAGAAGACAAACACAAUGACGAUAAGAGUAUGAAUGUUUUAUCGAAUUUAACUACCGAAUCUUCAGCUGAACUUCUGCAUAUUGUCGAACAGGUACCGAUAGAUAAUUUGAAAUCAGUUGAAUCAAAAGCAAUCGACAACGAUAAAAGUUUCAAUAUUGAGAAUCUUGCAGACAUCUCAGAAGAGAAACAAACAAAAUCAGGAGAGAAACUCCCCGAAGAAGAAAUUCGCGAAGCAAAGCUUUUGUCAGGAUCGGAAGGUAGCGAGGACGAAGCAUUAGUCCCUGAUGAUAAAUCUGUUCCCACCGCAAGUUCCCAUGAAUCUCAGAAAAUAAUAGAUGAUUUAGAAAAUGAUAGUAUUUGCGACAAAAAGGCUACUCGACUGGAAUUGUCUAGCAAAAAAGUACCCAGAAAGUCAACGAGCAAGGAACGAGAAACUGAUCGCAAGAGAUCGAAAACAUCCAAAGGUAAAAAGAAAAAGAUCAAAGUUGCUGAACUGUCGAGUGACAGCGAGAACGAUGACAAGAUUGAAUCUGCUGCUUCGAGCAAAAGCAAGAUCGUGAAGAGCGUGUUCGGUCGAGUGUUCGGCGGCGAGAAGGUGGACAAGGUGAAAGAAGUGCUGAACGACUGGGUGUCACGGUCGGAAGACGACUCGGAUAUGUCCAGGAGUGCCUCGGAGGCGAGAUCCUCUCUGCGUGGAUCAACCAAAUUCUCCGAGAAUGGACAUAAGAAGGAGAAGAAAUGCAACCUUAGUUCCGAAACAAAGAAAGAUAUCGAGCGAUCACCUAGAAAGAAAGGAAAUAACAAAUACGGCAACGAGGUUCACGAGAAAGCUAAGAAUCGGAAGAAACGAGUGAAGGAUACCGAAUGGAUAUUAGAGAAUAUGGGAUCACCUGUCAAUCCGACCAAGCGAAGACGCAGCAAGAUCAGAGCCAACGAGAGAAUUCGACUGAAAUUGGACUUCGAGAACAAAAUUAAGGAAACGACCGAUCAGGUUGAUAAUGAAUUGAACGAAAAAGAUGAGGAAACUAGGAAGCACCACGAAAAAGAAUUGAAUAAGGAGCGAACAAAGGAUAAGAAUUUGAUCUCCGAUAACUGGGAGAGUCCUCAAGUCGAUCACGACUCUCAUGGAAAAUCAAAAAAUAGUUCUAGUCAUCGUAGAAAGCAAAAUGUUAACGAGCGUUCUUUGUCGCCGUCACAGUCCAAUAUGUUCGAGUACAGGCAAAGGGAGAGCAAGAUCAGAGCCGGCGAGAGAAUUCGACUGGAAUUUGAUUUGAGAGAUUUCGACAAUGAUAUUUCAACGUGUUUUUCCGAUGAUCAGGAUCUUGACGAAACGCAUAGAAUUUCUAAAGAGCAGGAAAACGAAUUUUACGAAUCUGAAGACCUGAAUUGUUCAGAUAAUUCGAAGAGUGUCAAACAAAAAGACGAUGAUUUUUGGAAAAACGCCAGUUCGAUAAAUCAGGAACAAAGUGAAGUGCAUGGUGGACGCGGGAGAUCUCGAAGAAAGGACACAAACAGCCGCAAGAGACAAGAUCUUAACCUGAUUAAAAUAAACAAAACAAAAACGAACAAAAGAAUUUCUACGGACAACGAGCCAUCAAUUCUUUCAAGAGAUCAGGAAACGAAGAACAAAAUGCAAAAUGAUCAAACGAUACAAUCUACAAGCGAAUCGAAGAAUCGAUCAAAAACUUUGAUCAAGGAUAGCGCUUAUGAGUCCUUUGUCUACGACGAUUUGAUUAUUUCGAAGCACAUAAAUAAAGAUAAUUUGCAUCUAGAUCGAUCAACGAGCUCCAAAAAGAACAAAAAAGAAAUCGUCAACGAAAAUUGGAAAUGUUCAGCGAGAAAAUUAGAAUUUGAUCAAGAAGACGAUGAGCCGACUGAGAAGGAAACAGAACGAAAGGACGAGGGGUCCUUGAUAUCAUCGCGAAGCUGCAGCAGUUUAGCGGCCGGAGAACCAAUCGUGACAAAUAAAUUGGCCGAUCUCGAUGGAAAUUCUCAGACGAAUCAAAAGUCCGAUGAUAAUGACGAGGAUGAUGAAGAAGAAGAAGACGACGAUAAUGAUCUCGGACGACAGAGAAUGUCGCCGUUCUAUGCUCGCGAGACUCCUGAUAAUUCGAUAGAAAGCAGUUCUAAUGAGGGGGAGGAGGAAGAAGAUGACGAAGAAGAGGAAGAAGAAGAAGAAUGUGUAACGCAUGAGGAUAAUUCCAGGAAGACAAAUCCUAACGAAUUUUCCGGGGAGAAGAUCAUCAUCAGGUCUCCAUCGUUGGGCCACAGAUCGGAUGUGAUAACAAUCGCGCCCACUGACGCGAUUGAAGACAAUGCUUUGGAUGUGCCGAGGGAGAUUGAGUCGACGACAGAACCGCGUCAAGGCAAAAUCCUUAAUUUCGACGAGGAACUCUUCGUGGAAUGCUGCUCAAGAUUAAAAGCUACGAGUGAAAACGAGUUGAGAGGCGCGAAAAAGAUCAAGCUGGAUCACACGGAGUCAUAUCAUAGACUGGACGAUCAACCCCAAGGAUUCAGGGUUAAUAGAGACCGAUGGAAGGAUGUGGAGAGCCAAAACAGUCUGGGCAGUCUUCUGGAGUCGGUGAAUCAAUUGCUCGGCGAGGAGAUGUACAACAGCCACGAUAGAAGCUAUCGCACGCGCGGUAGUGAACGAUCGAGCAGGUCGGCUAGCCCGGACGCGUCGCGAGUCGACAAUCUCGGUUACGAAGACAGUUUGGACGUAGCUUUCGAGCAUAACAACAAAUUACGAGAUAAGAUUCAGCAGCGCAUGAGGGAGAGCGAGAAUCUGAUAGCCAGCACGUUCGGUCAGAAGAUUAGCGACAACGAUCAUCCUGACGAUGACAAGCGGGACAGCGUUGGAAACUCGUACUCCUCUAGUAUUCACGAGCACGAACAGCUGUCCACGUCGAAUAGGGAGCGGGAGACCUCGCCGGAGCAUAAGAACAAGAUGAACUCGACUCUAGGCGGUCUGCACAAGGCGCUAUCCAACUUGUUGCACAGUAACGGCAAGCAUGAUCAUAACGGUUCUGCUCCGAUGAAGCUGUUGGCGGAAUUGGCCUGCGCCCGAGCUCCAACCUCCACAUCACCGGAGGAUACCACGAACAGCGGCAGGAAUCACCAAUCGGUGAAGAUGGUCGCGGCGGCGGUUGCGGCGGCAGCUGCAGCUGCGGCGGCAGCGGCGGCGGUAGCAGGCAAAGACAUCCCGAUCUCCCCGAAGAGGUCGACGAAGGACACGGCGGUAACGCCAAAGAAUUCACCGGCGAAGAAGACGAGAAACCCCAUUAAGGAGCUGUUCGAGCGCAAAAAGGAGAUAAAUGAUAGAAAGGAGCAGGAACGCUCAAAGACCGCGCUCAUUGAAUUGAACGUGCAGAAGCAGCGCAAGUCGAAGAAGAACAAGAAGCAGCAGCAGCAGUUCCCACUGAUUCGUAAAAGCGAGCACUAUGGCGGUUUAAUGGAGAAGAAGAAACGCCGUGACUUUCUUGACCGGAAAGGGGAGUCGGAGAGGAUAAAGGAUGUGUACGAGUUUGACGAAGAGGAGAGCCAAAUAGCGCCCGCUUUAGGUAGCGUGAUGUCCUAUAGGUGCCAAGUCGACAAGAAUUACGAGACCAAUUGGAAAAUGAAAAAUAUUGACGAGGACUUGGAUGCCGUCUUGGAAAACGGCAAGACGAAUUAUGCAGAUUCCAAAUUGGACGUUAUAAUCAACCGUAAAUUCCAAGACUUAGAGAAAUUUGCACCAAAGACAAAGGGCGCCCUGAAGUUGUUCCAAAGCGAGGAGCAGCAGCAACAACGGGUUGCUGAGUCGAUUACCGGACCAAUGGACGAAUUUGUGGAAAGAAAGCAACAACGCGUGAAACGAUCCAUGGAGCAGAGCAUCAAGCAAUCUAGCAAAAUCAAAAGGCGUGGUAAAAGUUCGAAGAAACGAGUAAGAAAUGCGUGGUACGAGAACGACAGCUCGGACGAAUUCAGAACGGCCGCAAAGACGGAAGACGUCGGCGUCGGCAUUUCAAAGAGUCAACGUUCGUGCUCGAAGGGCAAACAGAACCUCUUUGCAGAGUUGUCGACAUCGUCUGAGAGUGAAUACGAGCGGAACGACGUUGAUUACAUGAUCGCGAACGAGCAACGCUCGUUGAAAUCAAAGAAAAAUUUGAAGAAGACGCUCGACGUGGACAUCGAAGAGACGGAUGAUCGAUGCGUAAUCAACGAACCCGAAUUCGAUAAUGAAGAUCAAAAUGAUUGGGAUCGAGUGAUACGGGAAGACGCUAUAAAGAUCAAUCACGAUGCAAAAUCAGAAUCGGAAAUGUCGGAUCAUUCAUUGGUAAUAGACGAGAGGAAGACUGACGAAAUGAGGAACAGCGAUGACGACGCGGAUAAUCAAUACGAGAGGACGUUUGAGUUGGACGAUUUGUAUAGGGAAGACAGCUCGGACACGGAGACGGAUACCGAGGAGAACGAAGAGCCGACAUCCGAGGAAACGAAGAACAGAACUGGCACGCAGGUGCUAGGUGAAACUGAAACUCUGCAGGCAAAACUCACUUCUACGAAAGACGAUUGUGCAACAGAGAGUGAAUUGAUUUCCUUGGAAGAAGCUUUGGAUUUCCUGGAUCGACAUGAGAAUUUCGAACCGAAAGUUGAGAAUGCUUUACAUGCAAAGAACAAUAUUAUCAAUGGUACUAUAGACGAAGCUUCUAAUGAUGAAAUUAAUGAGGAAGUAGAUAGUAAACAUCUGAGCCCAGCAGAGAUGCAAGAUGAGAAAGAGGAACUAGACGACGAUAUUCCGGCUUUACCCGAGAAAUUAUCCAGCAAUGAGAAACCGCAGAAGGAAUCUGAUCACAAUCUCCCUCUUCAUGUAUUUCUCAGUAGAAAGGUGCAAGAAUCGAAAAAGAGGAAGCAGCAACAAUUAGAUAAAUUACGAGAGGAGCAAGAGAGGAUACUCAUGGACUUUCAGCCAACCAGAAGACAAAGAAAGUGCGCGAUAGGUAAGCAAGGUUUGCUAGCGGAAAUAAGCAGCUCAGACGAGGAAUCGUACGUGAGAGAUAACAACAGGAAAGGUAACGAUGACAAGUCGCGGAAGAAGAGGGAAUCGAAAGAAAAAAGAAAAGAAAGAUACCUUGAGAAGAAGCACGAGCAAAUGAUUGCCAAAGAGCAGAAAGCGAUUGAAGAAGAAAUUCUGCGAGAGGUCGGCAAAAGAAAAGAAAUUCUCUCACAAAGCAUGGACGAUGUCUCAUUGAAUACUGAUACUGUGGAAGUUUCCGGACAGACUCAAAAGAAGAAACAUCAGACGAAAGAGAAGCACAAAAAAAGCAACGAUGAGAGCAUUAAGGAGAACGCAGUGUACAUUGGUCAGUCUUCUAUCGACAGCUCAGAGGAUAAUCAUAACAAUUCAGAUCAUAUUUUCUUCGUAGAGGAUAACACGAAGAAUAACGGUCACUCACCAAGUUCAUUAAGACGAAAGAAAUCGCCUUCAAAAUCGCCAUCGAAGUCAAAGAAAAUUUCCAAACCUGAGAAUGGAAAGAUCCCAACGAGUAAAAAAAGUAAAGAGUCCACCGUGGAGAAAUCCAAGAAAACGUCGGCAAACAACAAGGAUUCCAAGGAGCGUAGAUCGUCCAGUGGAAAGCGCGACUCUGACGACGAAGAACUAAAGACUACCAAGUCAUGGAACAAAGUCGAGGAAGGCGUCGGGGUUGCAAUCGGUCGUCGAAAGCGCACCGCCGCUCUGCAGUUAUACUAUUGGUCCAGUUCGAGCGACGAAGAGGAGGCACCAGAGCCGAUUCCGGCGCCCGAGGAGGAGGAGGAUGAUCGACAAGAGCAGCAUGGAUGGAUAGUAGGCGAUUCCCACAAGCGGAUGAUAACGAUGCUGGCAAUGGAGAAGCAGUUGAAGGAGAAACGUCGCAGGAGCGAGGAUGAGUUCGAGCCUGGCAAGACGAAGAGUAAAAAGCAUCGGAACAGCAGCACCUCUUGAUACGUGUUUCACGAUUAAAACCCGAUCAAAUCCGCGCGAGAUAGACGUGAUGCAAGAUAAAUGAAUGACUACGUCAUCCCGUUGUUCUAGGAACAUAAAUUAUGAAGACGAGAAAAAGUGGAGGUCGCAAGGAUCUCCAUAUUUCUUUUUAAUAAGAAUUGUAUUAUGUUCUUCCACAAUGAUUACUCGUGGCAGAUCUGUCUAGGUAGAUAGAAACAGUGGACAAGUGCGAUUUAUGAUCAGAAGAGUAUUUGUUGUGCUCGAUCUUUUUUCUUUUUCUUUUUCUUCUUUUUGUUAGCAAAUGUUAAGCGAGUGAAAAUGAUUGGAGUAAGCGUGAGGAAGAAAAGAAGAAGAUAUAAAAUGUACAUAGUUGCUUGACGUUAGAGAUUAGGAUUAGAAGAGCAUCCUCCCCCGUUGCAAUCUAAAAAUUAUGCAUGUAUAAAUAUAAAUUGAGCUCUUAUAAAUACCGGAAAAUAUAGACUGAACGUGAAAAGUAGCUGAAAGUGGAAAGAGCACUCUUAGACAAUACUAGGACAUUUGUAACGUUUAGUUGUACGUAGGGAAGUCUACAUGAGAAACGGGUGAGAGGUGAAGAAAAAACGGGAGGAGUCAGUCAUACAACCGCUUAUUUAGGGAAGGACAACGUAAAACCGGGUCCAAUCGAGUUUAGCGCUUCUACCAGCUUUUUUCGUGAUUCGUAAAACAUAUUUCUUCGUAUUCUUGCAUAUUCUUACAUGUUCGUACGUAUUCUUACAUAUCGCAAUCAAUGAAGCAAGAAAAAAAAUGAAACUUCUCGGGUACAACCUUCAAAGACGAAAAUACUCCAUUCGAGGAGUGCUCGCGAACAGAAGAGGCGAAUCUUUCUUGACCUUUUGCACAUUAUUUUUACGGAUUUUCUAGAUCUCAAGCUUGCGUGCGCGGCCGACCGUGAAUUCCACGCGCGUAUCCGCGGAGAAACAAAUGCUUUAUUAACGUAUGAAACGCGAACAUUACUUUUUUUCUCCUUUCGUACUCGCCUCGUGCACAUAGGAUUAAGUAUGUAGAUUUUCAUAUAUUAUGAGAAAAUGUUAUAUAUGUUAUAAGCAAGUGACAAAAAAAA